Cordyceps militaris CM01 is the source of this 1830-nucleotide messenger RNA. RefSeq lists its product as uncharacterized. Gene Ontology annotation, cellular component: endomembrane system. The transcript has 4 exons. The record is from RefSeq and is a predicted model, not a curated record. Gene Ontology annotation, biological process: vacuolar proton-transporting V-type ATPase complex assembly. Lineage: Eukaryota; Fungi; Ascomycota; Sordariomycetes; Hypocreales; Cordycipitaceae. The coding region runs from base 1 to 1830 and encodes 609 amino acids.
AUGGUCCUCCUCACCAUGACGCCAGCUAUCGUGGACUGCCUUGCGAGCACCGAUGAUCGUGCCAUGAUACCCGGCGAGUCUGGCGAUCCAUCUCUUAUCAAUCCCAUGGUUGGUAACCCAAUACUGCAUAGCCAAAUACUACGACUCUCAAGAUGCCAAAAGACAUUUCGCUUGGAGGAGCUACUUCGAGGGUCACAGGUCUACGUGGCCCCGCCAGCACCCAAACCUGCCAAGUCACCCGAGUACAUAGCCCUCAUGGCCAAACUUCGCCGAGACGAGGAUGCCCGCGCCUACGAACGAAUGAUCAACCCUCCCAUCCCACUCGAGACCUACAAAGAUCGAUUCCCCGACUCGGCGCGGGCUUUUGCUGCCGCGAACAAGCCAACAAGCGACGCAGACAUUGGGGAUGACGACAUUACAUACACCGAAAUACAUAGACAGGUCACGCUACUGAUCAACUUUCUCGUCAGCAUCGCCGGUGUAGCAGCAACGCUCUGGAUUCUCGGCCGCUGGUGGAGCGUCCCAGCACGUCUGUUUCUUACAAUGGGCGGCAGCAUACUGGUCGCCAUCGCCGAAGUCGCGGUAUAUGGUGGCUAUGUGUGGCGGAUGGGCGAGGCAAAGCGAAAGGAAGAUACCAGACCCGAGCGGAGAGAAGUUGUGCAGAGCUGGGUUGUAGUCAAAGGUGAAGCCAGUGAGGCGAAAGACGAUGAUGCCUUAGGAGGUAGCCAACGUGGUACGCGCUUUCUGGUGGCUUCGCGUCUUUCGUGUCGCGCCGGGCCCAAUGGGUCCGUCCCAUCGCUAAACUUUGACCAGGAGUCGCCAAAUAUUUCUGAAGCGUGUAACUUUCAAAUAUUUUUUCAACGCGUAUCUGGACACUCUGGUGUUGGGCUCGCCUUCGUUAAUAGUGUCCCAAUGAGUGCAACCAAGCUUUCAUCCUUCCAAUUUCGCUCCUCCGCCACCCCUCCGACAUCAUCUCUGUCGCCUCUGGUCAGCAAACGGCAUCAACAAACCAUGGUCAACUCGUCACCAGAAUACGCGAUAACAAAGCCAGGUCUGAGGCCUCUGUCGCGAAAGCGUGACAAGCCAAUGCGUACCUAUGGCCGGCAGGCGACGGCGACACCAGAACCUCGAUCAGAGCCCCCAACCAAGAGGGCGCGAACCACAUACGCCGUCCACGAGGAUAAAAAUGUGAAGCCACUCGGCAUCGCCAUGUCAGAAGUCGAUGCGCCCAUCUGCAUCCCCGUAUACAAAGCAAAGCCACAGCCUACCGCCGGGGAAGAUCAAGAGAAUCAGCCGCCGUCCAAGCCGGAGCCCAACGUGCCUGCAAAGCGAUCGAUACUCAACUACUUCCAACCCGUCACAACCCACCUGACACAAGUCAGUCCAGCAAAGACAAAUAUACGGCCAGACGCAAAACUUGCUGUGGAAAAGAAAGUAGAGCCUGCACCACGACCCAGGCGGCGACUGCUGAGGAUCCGGUCGAAUCAGUCUACCAAUUCCGACGGCGAGGCGACUGAGGGUGAUGAACACAAUUGCGAGCGCGAAAGAGACAAAGCAAAUGAGAUGGUAAAGGGCAAAGUACGCCCCGGGUGCAAACGAAGGCUGGCUGGCGGCAGCGCAGCUACUUCCGACUCCAAGCGCGCCAAGCGGAAGCAUCCAUGUACAGAAGUUCAAACGACGCUCAACAUUUCAAACAAGGCCCCAUUUUCCGAAUGCACAAUUUGCGAUACAGUGUGGAAUCCUUUAUACCCCGACGACGUCAAAUAUCACACGAAACGGCACGCAGCACACCUAAGGACAAAGAAGAAGAAACCCGAAGAUGACUUUUAG